Messenger RNA from Phascolarctos cinereus (koala), 1553 nucleotides. The record is from RefSeq and is a predicted model, not a curated record. Lineage: Eukaryota; Metazoa; Chordata; Mammalia; Diprotodontia; Phascolarctidae.
GCUCCGACAGACUCCUCCUGCUGACCUUCUAAAUUGUCUCUGGUGUCUGGGGGUGAGAAGACUGGAACCCACCACUGCUGCUGGUGAUUCUGUCCCCCGAAGCCUGCUCCUGCAUUACUUUUGCCGGGUGCAGCAGGUAUGGCAGACCCAUCAGAGGGCACUCGGAUCCUGGUCACUGGGGGCUCUGGCCUGGUGGGGAAGGCCAUACAGAGAGUGGUGGCUGAUGGUGCCAGCCAGCCUGGGGAACAGUGGAUAUUUGUCUCUUCCAAGGAUGCAGACCUAAUGGACACAGCCCAGACCCGAGCCCUGUUUGAGAAGCAUCGGCCUACACAUGUCAUCCAUUUGGCAGCCAUGGUGGGUGGCCUCUUCCGGAACAUCAAGUAUAACCUGGACUUCUGGGUAAGGAAGGCGUCUGCCCUUGGAGCUCGGAAAUGGGGAAGACCCAAGAAGAGGAAGAACAUUCAGAUCAACGACAAUGUCCUGCACUCAGCCUAUGAGGUGGGCACCCGGAAGGUGGUCUCCUGCCUCUCCACCUGUAUCUUCCCUGACAAGACCACCUAUCCCAUCGAUGAGACCAUGAUUCACAACGGACCCCCACACAGCAGCAACUUCGGCUACUCCUAUGCUAAGCGCAUGAUCGACGUGCAGAACAGGGCUUACUUCCAGCAAUACGGCUGUACCUUCACUGCUGUCAUCCCCACAAACGUCUUUGGACCCCAUGACAACUUCAACAUUGAAGAUGGCCAUGUGCUCCCUGGCCUCAUCCACAAAGUCUACCUUGCAAAGCGCAGUGGCUCAGCUCUGACCGUGUGGGGCACCGGGAAGCCUCGAAGGCAAUUCAUCUACUCUUUGGACCUAGCCCGCCUCUUCCUCUGGGUCCUUCGGGAAUACAAUGAGGUGGAUCCUAUCAUCCUAUCAGUGGGUGAAGAGGAUGAGGUGUCCAUCAAGGAGGCAGCUGAGACCAUUACAGAGGCCAUGGGCUUCCAAGGGGAGCUGACUUUUGACACAACCAAGUCGGAUGGGCAGUUCAAGAAGACGGCCAGCAACAAGAAGUUGAGGACCUACCUCCCAGACUUCCAGUUCACACCCUUCAAACAAGCUGUAAAGGAGACAUGUGCCUGGUUUGAAAACAACUACGAGCAAGCCAGGAAGUGAUCCUGGAGCACAGAGAAGAGGCUGCAAAGAUCCGAGUCCUAGAGGGACAGUGGGGACUGGAAGGAGAGGCUGAGAACGAUGCCCUUCCACCUGAUCCAGGCCCAGGCCCUCAAUCUCCAUAAAGGCUGGCUUAAGGAAGACCUAGUGAGUCCCAAGUCUCAGUUGAGCACCUGGCCCUGACCUAUCACUACAGCUUAACCUCAAGGUGGACACAGGGUUCCCUGUUCCUGUCAGGCUGGCUCCUGAAAGUCCACCAUUGCUACCCUCAGGGAAAACUCCCCAUGCCUGGAGCCUGGGAAACCUGGCCACCCAUUUAUACUCUUAAUCACUGACUACCUGGGUUCUCUAUCCUUUCUGAUCAUUCUCCAGAAAUUCAAAUAAAAUACAUUUUCACAGGA